UCCCGUUUGUAGCCAUUCAGCAGCCUGGCGCCGCAGAGAGCACAUCGAGCCAGAGCCUGCAGAGCGUCUAUUCACACCGCAGACACAGCGGGGACAGGCGGCGUCCGCAGGCUGAAAUAUACGUGCGUAACCCGCAUGCUUCACCUCCAGAGAUACCCCCCUCCCUAUCCAGCCUUUGUGAUCCAGGUCUCCAGAAGGGAAGCCAGAGCAGCGAGAGGGCUCGGAGCCGUGGAGUUACAUAAGAGCGCAGGAAGCGUCAGCCUCGUCGCAGGGCCGGUGUGACUCAUUGAUAAAUAACACGGGCUCUCCGAGCAGAUGCAUGAAUGACCGAGUGUACCCGCACUCCGCAGAUCUGUGAAGGAGACUCGCGUUUUUAUUGAUCCCACUCGUCCCGAAGCGCACGGGACCUUCGGCGUGAGACUUUAUUUGUCUGAUUUUGGAGUUUUUCUUUAUUUAAUUUUGUCGUGCUGUUAAGGGCCAAAGCAGCGGACUAAGAAAAAGGAAACCCAGACAGAUUACUUUGGUUCCCGCUGCCGCCGCUGAGUCUCCGGGUCUCUCCUCGCUUCUUCAAAUCAUUUCUUUACUCCUGCCUAUAAAUGCUUGACAAGCUCAAGCCCGUCGUCCAGCUCGACUCGGUAAUGGCGAUCAGCAAGACGGUGGGCUGGCUCCGCGAGCAGCUUGAGACGCGCAGGGACGGCCUGCUUGUGAUGGACUGCCGGGCCCAGGAGCUCUACGAGUCGUCGCACGUCGAGACGGCCAUCAACGUGGCCAUACCGAGCCUCAUGCUCCGCCGGCUCAAGAAGGGCAACCUGCCCGUGCGGUCGCUGCUCUCCGACGGAGAGGACCGGGAGAAGUUCGUGCGGCGAUGCAAGACGGACACCAUCGUGCUGUACGACGAGUACAGCCGGGAGUGGAACGAGAACGUGGACGGGGGCUCCGUGUUGGGUUUACUGCUGAGGAGGAUGAAGGACGAAGGCUACAAGGCCUAUUAUCUGGAGGGUGGCUUCAGUAAAUUCCAGGCCGAGUAUCCAGCUCUGUGCGAGACCAACCUGGACGGCUCCUCCAACAGCAGCUCCCCCACCGCGCAGGUGCUGGGCCUCGGCGGGCUGCGCAUCAGCUCCGACUCGUCGGACAUCGAGUCGGACAUCGACCGCGACCCGAGCAGCGCCACGGACUCGGACGGCAGCCCCCUGUCCAACCCGCAGCCCUCCUUCCCGGUGGAGAUCCUGCCGCACCUGUACCUGGGCUGCGCCAAGGACUCCACCAACCUGGACGUGCUGGAGGAGUACGGCAUCAAGUACAUCCUCAACGUGACUCCCAACCUGCCCAACCUCUUUGAGAAUGCAGGGGAGUUUAAGUACAAACAGAUCCCCAUCUCGGAUCACUGGAGCCAGAAUCUCUCUCAGUUCUUCCCCGAGGCCAUCAGCUUCAUUGAUGAAGCUCGAGGCCAGAAGUGCGGCGUCCUGGUCCACUGCCUGGCCGGGAUCAGUCGCUCAGUAACGGUUACGGUGGCCUACCUGAUGCAGAAGCUCAACCUGUCCAUGAACGACGCCUACGACAUCGUCAAGAUGAAGAAGUCCAACAUCUCACCCAACUUCAACUUCAUGGGCCAGCUGCUGGACUUUGAGCGCACACUGGGCCUGAAGAGUCCGUGCGACAACCGCAUCUCGGCCCCGAGCCAGCAGCUCUACUUCACCACCCCGACCAACCACAACGUCUUCCAGCUGGACCCCCUGGAGUCCACGUGAGGUUUGCUGAGGUUUCAUGGGCCUCCCGUUGGAAACGCUGCAAAAAGUUUCUCUUUUUUCCGUCGUCUGCCGUGGCACCGGGCUCUUGACGUUAUUGAUACAGCUUGAGGCGACUGCCGCUGAACGUGGUUACUGGAGGGCCAAAGCUGUCUGGCCGAGACGCAGCUGCUGUUGACUGAAUGAGGAGCGACAGUGAAAGAGACAGAAGUCAUUUAAAGAAUGCAGAUGCUUUCUAAAAUCUUGUAUCACUGUCUGAGGUCUUUUCUCUCUUUUUGUCACGAGGAAACAGCUGUACGUUAUGCUUCAAAGCUCCUGGGCUGGUGUGCCAAAGAGACAUGAUUGUUCAAACUGGACAGAUUUCAAAAUCAAACUUUUUAAAAUGUUUGUUUUGGUUCUGGUUUUGGUUUGGGCCAAUGCUGGUUCCUCCAAGACAUCAAGAUGUGUUGUCUCGUUCGUCUUCUGUGAAGACUUGCCUGUGUGGGGUUGAGGCACCCCAGCUUUAAAAGGCACACUAUAUACUGGACUCAAUUUUACAUUUGUGGAGUCUUUUCAAACAUUUAUACCUUGUGUAUAUAUCUUAAUAUAAAAGACAAUACAGUAAAAGCCUUGCUCUAGUACAUACCCUUUGCAACAAGUGGGUACUGAAGAUUCUUUGUUUCAUAUUCUACAUUUAUGUAAGCAAACAAAUUGCAUAUUGAUCAGUAUGUUUAAGUUGAUUAUGCCAAAAAUCAAGUAGGCUUUCUAAGAGUUGUGCAAAAAUGUGUACUUGUGUAAUAUAUUUGAUAAUCGCUUUACGUGUGAAUACAGCCGAUGGGCCUUGUUUUUGCACCCAUCCUCUCACAAAUCAGAGUCACCUUGGUUGUUUGCCUUACUGUUGUGCUCAGAGGGUUUUUAUUGUGCAUUAGCCUUCAGAGAAAUUCACAGACUUUCCCAGUUUUGCAGUCCAGCUUUGAACGGUUUUCACAGCGGUUUUUAAUUUGGCGCCACACAAAGGACCGCAUGUGCAACGACAUGUGACGUCUUGGAUCUCUGAAGGUUCAUGUGAAUAAUCCUGAUCUGUGCACAAGAGUUAAAAGUCUCUGACAUGUGGACAAAGUAGGACGCUUUGUUCACCUCGCCUCUUCAGGGAAAACUCUGUGUAAUGCAGUUUUUAUUUGUCAAGACAAGAGGUGUAGUGUUGCCCCCUCCACACAGAAGGCCUCUUUCCAGAGGAAGCCAUGUUGGUAACCUCUGCCAAGCCCCUCCAUGCUCCUCUCUUACGAAUGUAAAGAACAGAUAAGUUAUUAAUAAAAUGCUAUUUUGUCUACACUU
Scatophagus argus is the source of this 3059-nucleotide messenger RNA. RefSeq names its product dual specificity phosphatase 6 (gene dusp6). Gene Ontology annotation, cellular component: cytosol; cytoplasm. NCBI's taxonomy places the organism in Eukaryota, Metazoa, Chordata, Actinopteri, Scatophagidae. The transcript has 3 exons. Gene Ontology annotation, molecular function: MAP kinase tyrosine/serine/threonine phosphatase activity; protein tyrosine/threonine phosphatase activity. The coding region runs from base 597 to 1748 and encodes 383 amino acids. The record is from RefSeq and is a predicted model, not a curated record. Gene Ontology annotation, biological process: protein dephosphorylation; negative regulation of ERK1 and ERK2 cascade; positive regulation of apoptotic process.